Colletotrichum costaricense is the source of this 438-nucleotide messenger RNA. RefSeq lists its product as uncharacterized. The transcript is spliced from 4 exons. Bases 1 to 438 code for a protein of 145 amino acids. The record is from RefSeq and is a predicted model, not a curated record. NCBI's taxonomy places the organism in Eukaryota, Fungi, Ascomycota, Sordariomycetes, Glomerellales, Glomerellaceae.
AUGAAAUGGGCCGACGCCGGUGUCUCUGAGUCUCUGAGAGACAUGUGGUCGUGGGUAACAAGUAGGCUCCGUCCCGGGGAAGGACGUAGUGGAGGAAAGGCGGAGGAAGGAGCAGAGGAGCUAAACCCAGGAGGAAGGCACCGAACGGCGAGGAGCAGGACCUUCCAGGAACCGAAGGAGCUGAAGUCACCGAUUCGGGACCACCUUCCCGCCUUGCCCCAGGAAAUCGUCGAGUCCACCAUUCGUGCCGAAACCACCGACAGGAUGCACGCGGCAGCAUACGAAUGGCUCGAAGCCUCAUCAGACGUGACCAGAUUCAUCAUCAUCGUCCAGGGUUUUCAGGUGAAGAUAAUAUUGCCGUUGGUCAAGGUCAGGCCAGACCCAGAACCCAGACCCGGCCAGUCCAGGCUCCCCGAAAAGUUGGGAACUGCCGGGUAA